This is a messenger RNA of Ruditapes philippinarum (Manila clam), 834 nucleotides long. Its product is annotated as tripartite motif-containing protein 2-like. Gene Ontology annotation, molecular function: zinc ion binding. The record is from RefSeq and is a predicted model, not a curated record. The transcript has a single exon. The coding region runs from base 1 to 834 and encodes 277 amino acids. Lineage: Eukaryota; Metazoa; Mollusca; Bivalvia; Venerida; Veneridae.
AUGGCUGAAUGUGUUCCUGGUAGAAGUUUAUCUGAUAACAUUAAAUCAGGAAAAAUGUGUGAUGAUUCUAGAAAAUUGAAGACCUAUCAGCAACUGCAUGAUAGUGAUAUGCUGAAGAUAAAUGAUUCAAAAUGUUGGUGUGAAGUUUGUCCAAAGCACGAAGGUGAGGUAAUGAGAUUUUAUUGUAAAACACAUGACACUAUUGCCUGCACCUUUUGUGUAGUUCAAGAACAUAGACAGUGUGACAAUAUAUGCACUUUGGCUGAAAUUGUGAAUGUGGCAGAAUGUUCUGAUAAAUACAAAGUUCUAUGUGAUGCCAUUGAAGAUUUGAAGCUAGAUCUUUCUGAUCAGAUUGAAGGUAUCAAUGAAUCUAAGAGAAUUGUUAUCCUUGAUAGAGAAAAGGCAGUCAGUAAAAUUGAUGAAUUUCAGAUAAAAAUACUGCAGAAACUUCAACUGCUUCGACUUCAAGUAGAAAAAGAAGCCAAAGAAAUAGAAAGAAAAGAAACAGUCAAGUUAAAUGAAGUUCUUACAACAGCAAAUAAAGUAAUGGAACUUGUUGAAGACUUGGACAAAGAGAUGAAAGAUCAUGAAGAAAUGAACCAAUGUCAACAUCAGUUUAUUGCUGUGAAGAAAGCAGAAGAAGAACUUGGGGAUUUGAAGAAAAUGUCAAAAAACUUGAAAACAAGAAACAAACUGGAAAGAUUCAGUUUUGUUGAAAAUGAUGUUUUGUCAAAAAUGAUACAAAAGGUUGAAAAGUUUGGAGAACUUCAAACUUGUAAUGCUGACAAAUCAAAUCAAAGGUUGCAAAGUCUUUUGGUACAUUUAUAUAGAUAG